AUGGAAAGGCAAAUUGACAAUGUUCUAGCUUUUCCACUUAUCUUUGCAAAUAAUGGUUCUUGCGUCUUUGACCAGUUUAAUGGCACAACAACAAAUCCAAGGCUAUCAGUUUUCUAUUCAGGUAAGCAGUUAUAUGCUAUGGUAGUAAAUGAUCAGAACAAAAGGUGUUUGUUCUAUGGAAGCACUCUACAGAAAUCAAUUCGCCAGGAUCCAUCUUGCACCACCAUUGAAGCUGCUCAACGUGUUGGUGAAGAGCUUGUCAAGGCAUGCAUCGACCUUGACAUAAAUGAAAUUUCAUCAUAUGAUCGCAAUGGUCUUGCAAGAGGAGAUAGAAUGCGGGCAUUUGAGAUUGCCAUUUCUCGUCAUGGGUUCUUGCCACGAUAACGUUGCAAUAUUCAGAUUAAUUGUUCUUAUUCACUGGUUGUAGCGAGAAAAGGGGAGCCUGCAUGUUUGUAAGUUCUCAGAUUGUAGAAAGCCUCCCAAGGAUCCUACAUAUGGUUUGCUAUGAUAUUUAUAUUACCUACUGCUGUUAGCCUGCUACUGGAUAUAGGUGUAUCUUUAAGUGCUUUUAUGUACUCUUUUUCCAGGCAGAAUGUUCUGCGAUA
Molecule: messenger RNA, 605 nt
Organism: Coffea arabica (coffee)
Lineage: Eukaryota; Viridiplantae; Streptophyta; Magnoliopsida; Gentianales; Rubiaceae
Product: large ribosomal subunit protein uL18c-like
Biological process (GO): translation
Cellular component (GO): ribosome
Molecular function (GO): 5S rRNA binding; structural constituent of ribosome
Source: RefSeq, a predicted model, not a curated record